This is a messenger RNA of Uncinocarpus reesii 1704, 1512 nucleotides long. RefSeq lists its product as uncharacterized. Lineage: Eukaryota; Fungi; Ascomycota; Eurotiomycetes; Onygenales; Onygenaceae. The transcript has 3 exons. Gene Ontology annotation, molecular function: RNA binding. Bases 1 to 1512 code for a protein of 503 amino acids. The record is from RefSeq and is a predicted model, not a curated record.
AUGAAGGCUCCAAAGUCCAAGACCAAGGCCCCCAAGGCCGAUGAGAAGGUUCUUUCCAAGGUCAAGAACGGAGGUGUGACAAAACCUUCUGCCACUCCUAAAGCAAAGUCCAAGGAGGUUGCAAAGAAGGUUGCCUCGAAAACCGCAAAGGAACUUGAGAAGAAAAAGAAGAAGCCUCCCACUCCAUCGGAGUCUUCCGAAUCCGAUAGCGACGAGGAAAUGAAGAACGUCAGCUCCGGCAGCGAAAGCGAGAGUGAGAGCGAAGUUGAACAAAAGCGCGCUCCUGCGAAGGCCGCGAGCAAAAAGGUUCAGCCUAAAUCUGAAUCUGAGUCAUCGUCUGAAUCCUCGUCCUCUGAAGAGGAGCCUUCAAAGGCAAAGGCCGUUGAGAGUGCAAGCGAGAGCGAAAGUGAGAGCGAAGAAGAGCCUGAGCCUAAAGUAACCAAGCAAGCUGCGAAGGGGAAGAAAGUUGAAUCGGAAUCGGAGUCCAGCUCUGAGUCUGAAUCCGAAUCCGAGACAUCUGGAGGCGUAGAUGUCAAGGCCACUAACGAAAGCGAAGAGUCCGACUCCGAAUCCGAGUCAGAGUCGGAUGAGGCCCCAGCGAAAACCAAAAAGGCUAUCAAAGAGGAAUCUGCCUCGGAUGACUCUGAAGAUGAAAGUGGUAGCGAUGAGGAGUCUUCCAGCGAGGAAGAAGAAGAUGAGAAGCCAGCAAAAUCCCAAAAGCGUAAAGCUGAAUCGGAUGAGGUUCCGGUGACCAAGAAGGCUAAGAAGGACAGUGAUGAGUCUAAUGCAAGCGCCAACCUUUUUGUUGGUAACCUCUCCUGGAAUGUUGACGAAGAAUGGCUUCGGUCUGAGUUUGAAAGCUUUGGCGAGCUUUCUGGUGUCCGUAUUGUUACUGACCGUGACAGUGGACGAUCUCGAGGAUUUGGCUAUGUUGAGUUCACUAAUGCUGAGGACGCAGCCAAGGCUUUCGAGGCCAAGAAAGGAGCUGAGCUUGAUGGCCGCCCACUGAACCUCGAUUAUGCCAAUGCUCGUCAGAACGCUGGUGGAGCUAAAGAUCGUUCCCAGGCGCGAGCUAAGUCGUUUGGCGACCAGACCAGCCCUGAGAGCGACACAUUGUUCAUCGGUAACAUCUCUUUUGGAGCCGACGAAAACGCGAUUCAAGAGACCUUUUCAUCUUACGGCACCAUCUCAGGAAUUCGCCUACCCACUGAUCCUGAGUCCGGUCGCCCCAAGGGCUUCGGAUAUAUUCAGUUCUCCUCGGUGGACGAGGCCCGUUCCGCACUCAACGAGCUCCAGGGCAGCGAGCUCGCCGGUCGUGCCAUGCGCCUGGACUUCAGCACUCCACGACAGAACUCGGGCGGCGGGUUCGGCGGCCGUGGCGGUCGCGGAGGUGGCCGUGGAGGCGGUCGUGGAGGACGAGGAGGCCCUCGCGGCGGUGCUCGUGGCGGACGUGGUGGUUCUACCAAUCGGGGCGGAUUCGGGGAUUUCUCAGGACACAAGACGACGUUUUAA